Molecule: messenger RNA, 1608 nt
Organism: Aspergillus puulaauensis
Lineage: Eukaryota; Fungi; Ascomycota; Eurotiomycetes; Eurotiales; Aspergillaceae
Product: fungal specific transcription factor domain-containing protein
Exons: 2
Coding region: 1-1608 (535 amino acids)
Biological process (GO): DNA-templated transcription; positive regulation of transcription by RNA polymerase II
Molecular function (GO): sequence-specific DNA binding; DNA-binding transcription factor activity, RNA polymerase II-specific; zinc ion binding
Source: RefSeq, a predicted model, not a curated record
AUGGUCAUGUCAAUCGGCACAGUGCGGCCAUUCCGCCGCGGCGAAAUCUCCCUUCACCCGUUUGGAUUCUUUACGGCUGCGCUGCAGGUCAUCGCUCCCCGGGGCUUCUGCUUCAACCGCCUCGAGGAUAUUGCUCACUUCUUGUUGAUUGCUCGAUUCGGGGUUUAUUUCUACAUUGGUUGUUCAAUCUGGGAAAUAAGCAGAAUCUGCAUGCGCAUCUGCAUAGAGCUGAACCUCCAUCGCAACUCUCCCGAUGUCGCGGCAGACCAGGACCGUCGCGCAAUUAUCUUCUGGGAAAGCUACUCGCUCGACCGAUUUGCAUCCGCCAUGCUUGGCCGUCCGUUCGGCAUCGACGACCAAGAUAUCGAGAUCAGCACCCCCAAGACAACGCCCAGUCUCCAGUCCUCCCACGGCACUUUCAGCCAUAUGGUUGAGCUCGCCCUGAUCAGCUCGCAGAUGCACCGCGCUCUGCACCAAGAAACCCACGCCCCGCAGAUAAAUGACGGCGCGCUCCUCCAUUCCUCGCGCCGCGGCGCUGCAAUCUACACCACCCUUGCCACGUUCCAUCAGAAGCUUGCACACUGGCGCUCCACGGCCCCGAUCCAAGAUUGCGGAACAGGAAGCCCACCAGCUUGUGCUUUUCAUAUGCCGGAAUAUUUCGAGCUGCGCUACCAGGAAGAACGCCUUACGCUUAUCCGCGCUGUGAUAGAGGCGUCCAGACGGCGGGGCCCUCCAGGUUCUUCCAGGCUGCAUGACGGAGGAGGCCCAGGCGGAGGCGGAUUGUUUCCCUCGGGAAUACUCCAGAGCUCCUGUCUGGAGGCUGCGGUGGGGGUGAUAUGCGCUUAUGAUGUGCUGCAGCGCCGUGGGGUUAUCAUGUACUCGCGGUACUACAUGCAUGUGCUCUUCUCGGCGGGGAUCCUGAUUAUCCUGGUUGUCUUUCUUCGGAUUGAUAUCAAAGGCCGCGGCCCUACCACUCGUGACCCUGGCGGCAGUAAUUCUGAUGGUGGCUGUCGCAGUCGUACUGAUGCCGGCUUUACUACCAGGUAUAGCUCGAACGUCGUUGAUCUCUCCGACUGGCUAUCGCAGUCUGUUGCCCCUGGCUCUGAGCGUCCGCAAGACAUCUCGCUUGACCGCGCGCUGGAGGUGCUUACCACAGUCGGGGACUUGCUAUCCUGGCUGGCGGAGCAGAUGCCGGACAGCGCGUUGUAUAGUCGUGUUUUUGACGCUUUGAGACAGAACAUGGAGCGGAUGGUGCACCACCACCACCACCACCACCACCACCAAUCGCUGCGAAAGGGCCAGUCCAUACCUGUACAUGUAGCUGGAGCUGUACCUAACGAGCCCACAUUUCCUCUGCCGGCGCAAUCAACAGCAGACCCGCCUGGAGAAAGCAGCAACAUAGCCGAUUUCAAUCUGAACCUCGGUCUUGAUUACUCGCCCUCGGUGGGGACGGAACCGAGCCUGACGGAGCUCCUGGGAGAGCUAUUCCCAGACAUCCCGGUUGAUAUGCUGGGAGAUAUGGGAGUGAGCGUUAGCCCUGGAGAACAGGCCGUGUGGCCUCUUUCAGAAUUUCCUUUCAUGCCACCGGGGUUUAUGGAGAAUCAUUGA